CGUUCGAGGGACCACAACAUCUCAAGGGAGAUGUGUUGCUGUCUGGGGUAUUAUCAGUGAUCACUUCUUUGCAAAUGAUGAAAGUCCUCCAGCAGCAUUCUGUGUUUGCUCUGCAUAGUGCAGAGUUGCCGAAGUGUUGGAGGCAGGGUCAAGACUGUUAAAACUUGUCAAUCAAAACCGUCCCUCCUGAAAUCACUAGCAGGUUGAUUUGUUCGAGAUGGGCUCCAGAAGCUAACAUCCUUCAAGACUCGACAGUUGUAUCUACCGGUGGAAAUCUGGAACUUUACAAGUGACUUCAGUCGACCGGGACGGGCUAAGAAGAUAUCGACCCUCGUACCGUACAACCCUUAGACAGCUCAAUUGAAAUCUAAACUUGCACCAUGCCUUUGGAUUUAAACUUUCCACCUGAUCCAAAAGAAGGAGAAUUCUUAUUCGACUGGAAUCGGGACCAUUAUCAUGAAUACCGGUAUCACGGAUGUCCCUGGUUCAUUCGGAUUCAAAGGUGGAGAGAUAACCCGGCCACGGCGUUUAUAAGCUUUCGAGAUUGUGUCACGAAUGUUGAAAUCCCGAUGCCAGCUAACGUACGCAUUAGAGAUGAAGGUCUUUGGAGAGACGUUCCUCGAUUUGAGCCGUAUGAUUACUACCGAAUUGGACCUUUCACAACCUACACGAUGCUCAUACACAACUGCAUUCCAGCACUUGUCAUCACCAAGUUAAAUCCGCCUUAUUUCUCCAAAAUAAGGCCUGGAGCUGGAGUCACAGGUACGGUUGUCGAAGUACUACCAGAAGAAUUUAAGUUUGAAGUACCUACCAAGAAGAAGAAGAAAUGAUCACUCCUUUGGGCAGUCACGAGAGGUCUCUGAAAGGGAGACUCGAUCUGGUAGAUCUGACUAUUGGUGGUGAUCGCCUUCCGCUUUGCAAAGGCAGCGAGUGGUGAAGUGUCAACUGGCGAAAGUAUACUCCUUCGAGCAUGGAGGAAUUCAAAUGGUUCGUACAACGGUACGGUCACCAGUGUCCUAGAUCAGUAACUAUAUUUGCAGCUGCAGAUCCCAAUAGCUUCUAGAGUUUCUUCUUGCCCAAUAGUGGUACUCGACAACCGCAGAAACGUUUACUCUGGGUUCCAUAUCGGAAGAGGAAAUGUCCCCGUUUAACUUGACCGUGAAUAUAUUAGUUGGACAGCUAAUUUGAUAAACAUGAUCAUGAUCAGAGGGAUCAACUUGUUCCACUCCAUGAGGAGUUCAUGUCCGUUUGUGUAGCACUAUUAUCCAGAGAAUCUGGCUGACGAGGGGGUAGCCAGCUCUCUUGAAGUCCUCUUGAAGAAGAUAGAAAAGGUUUCGAAAGAAGUUUUGCACCGAGGUUUUAAAUGUGCACUGGUUGUACGAGUUAGGAAUUGUUAAUACCACAUUUGUAUUAUCAUUUUCAAAACGGUCUAGAUCC
Marchantia polymorpha subsp. ruderalis is the source of this 1437-nucleotide messenger RNA. Lineage: Eukaryota; Viridiplantae; Streptophyta; Marchantiopsida; Marchantiales; Marchantiaceae. The record is from the annotation of a GenBank genome assembly.